UAUCACGUCAUGUAGUCCAGCAUGUUUAUAAAUCACUAGAUCAUAUUUCUUACAGCAAAUGCACCUUUCUACUGCAACUAUCGUAACAGUUUCAUCCUGUCUCCAUAGGAUUCUUCUUAUCUUGCAAUGAGUAUAGCUGUAAGGUGAAGCUUCCGUAAGCACGACAAUGGAGUGUAUAUCCAACGCGCUUUACGCUCUUCUAAUCACAGCUUGUAUGAGCCUGGUUCCGGGAAUGGCUCACCGCCAUCAGAUGACAAGGGAAGUUGAACCCGACCCUGCGUCCACUAAAUUCUUUGGUGUGUUGACGAGGCAUCUACAGAGAGAGCUGCGCAUGACUGCACAACCGCUGGUGACUGAAAGUCCAGCGUCGAACGUCUCCAUUCGCCAUGUUGUGCGCACGCGAUUCCAGACAGAAAUGUUAAAACUGUUUAGAGCUCUUCCUGAAAGGGAGAAGUGUCGACAUUUGACUGAACUCUCAAAGAGCAUGCGCUGCAACAUAUCGACGAUCGUAAAAGGACUACAAGAAGUAAAUAUUAUAAAGAACGAAAAUUACCAAUGUCCCCAGCGUGGAAAGUUCCAGGGAUGGAAGUGUGAAUUCCGUAACAACUCAGCUUUCCUAAACUCCUUCAGAAUUAAAUUGGCGAAAAUAUUCAACAAUGAGAUAACAUCGCCUUUCCAGUGUAAUAUAGUUAACACCAUAGCCUCGGAGCAUGUUAAGGGGGCAAGAACACGCAUUUCUCUUCAGACGGUGGAGCAACUCAUAGGAUUAAACUACCCUUUUGUUGACGUGCGCAAUAAGUGCGCGAAGGUCUGGAAACCGCUGAAGGAGAGAAUUCCCCUGCAACAUCCAGCCGCCCUGCUAAAUAUCACCGUUCGUUUGCAUAAGGGAACUUCGCGAAAAUCAUGGCUAAAGAGUUUGCGCUCCAAGGCACGGACCGUCUACAAUAUUUACACACAGCACUACAAGAAAGGAAGAAAGCAGCGACCACUGAUACCCCAAAGAAACUCUCCUUCUCUGAUGCCUCAAUACAAUACCAUCGUUCGAAUGAAUAUUGUUAGGGUUUCUAGGUUUAACGGAACUAUUGCUGUUGUGUUGAAACUUGAAGUAAGCGACUCGAGAACUAUGCACUUUAAAAGUGUCACCCCUUCAAAAGCUAUAGUGGAUGCGCUUUUAACGAAAAAGCAUAAAUUCCUCAAUUCCCUGUUUGCCGCGCGCGUGAUCGCCAUUACUAGAGCUGAAAAGGAGCAAGUAUCUCAGCCUUAUAGUAUGACACACAGAGACAUCACGCACCUGAGAAAACUCUUCCCGGAAUUUCUUAAGCACUACUACAAACGGCUUGUCCCAUUGGAACGAUGUCUCGUAAUGCUGUACAUAUCAUCCAUCGUGCAGAUUGACUUAAGACCAACAGAACUUGUCUACAACACCUUCAACUACAUCCCCAGGAAAUACUUCUGCACGAGUAGAAGACGGCAAGCGAAUUCUAACCCUAUUGUCGAUAGGAGCGAGAAGUAUCGCGCGGGUACGGCCACGCCCCGUAUCUACCACGAUGUUAGCCCGUCCAUGCAAGCAGUACCGGUGGAGAAACCGGGCCCAAAGUCUGAGAACACCUCAGAUACAGGCGACACUUCAUCCAAGGAUUGGUUGGACGAGGAAUAUGUCGAGGAGAAAAAACCCGUCUCUGUUCUAGAGAUUGUAUUGUUCACUGUGCUGGGACUCCUGUGCAUUGCAAUUCUUGCGUUCACUGUUAACUGUGUAAUCUUUGCUUUGAAACCAAAGUCGACGGAUGAGAAUCAGCCGAAUAGUGCGUUCUCUAAAGCGUUGUUUCGGAAGGUGCCGGCUGAAGAUGGCGGCGACGAAGAGCCUGUGAAUAAUGCGGUGAACCCAAGGAUAGCCGAGGGUGCUUGUAUGGUGAUAACAGAGAUCGAUCAUAACAUUGCAAAUAAGUCUAACGGUGGCGAAACAACUCAUGGACAACCACCUCCUAAGAGUGGAUGUUAUGGUGAAUGCCCGAGUCCAUCACUACGGUCAUGUGAUGAUUUAGAUGUCCAAAUAAGGCCUCACCCUGAUAGUCAUCUCCAUAAAGGAGUAUCUACUGAUGAUCUGAAGGACCUUUUAAUGGGAGGCAGGACUUAUCGCCAUAAAGGUACCGUAGAUGGUACGAAUCAACAUUCUAAUUCACACAACAGUGACUCCUGUCAACAUAAUUGUACCAUAGAGGAUACAACACUCCACACAAAUAACUCUUCAUUGGCCCUAGAGGACCAGGACAGACCGAGCAGACGUAACCGUUCUAAUUCACACAACAGUGACUCCUGUCUACAUAAUUGUACCAUAGAGGAUACAACACUCCACACAAAUAACUCCUCAUUGGUCUUAGAGGACCAGGGCCAACCGAGCAGACGGAACCGUUCUAAUUCACACAACAGUGACUCCUCGGACAAUGCUUCAGAACAACGAACACUCAAAGAAGGAAGCGGCGAACUUAGGGUAUUUAGUGGAGGGAGGAAGGACUGUGGAAUUGAUUGUGCUUGCACUGGUGUUAGCUGUGCUAAUUGUACAGUUGUUGUGGUGCUAGACAAGGAAGGAGAGGCAACUGGCGUGUCCAGCCAAUAGCACAAGCACGUGCUCAGUCAAUAGCAAGAAGGUGCUCAGCCAAUAGCAAGCACGUGUCCAACCAUUAGCAGGCACGUGACCAGCCAAUAGCAAGUACAUGCCACUGACGUGAUAGGGAACACUGCAAACGUGUGAAUUUUCACGCAGCCUUAUUUUAUUUUCGCACCGAUCAACACGACGACAGUUUCUAAUUGUCGAAGUGUUUUUAUCUAAUCUAUGUUGCGCGAAGUCUCCCAUGUCUACAUUGUUUACUCUAAACAAAUUGUGAAUAUAUCUAUACAUAUGUAAAUACAGUACCCGAAAUUAUAUUUUUUAAAUUUUAUUGGUUUGUUUAUUUACAGAGAAAAUAUUAAAUCAGAGCUUUUUUUAGUAA
Messenger RNA from Nematostella vectensis (starlet sea anemone), 2987 nucleotides. RefSeq lists its product as uncharacterized. Bases 167 to 2614 code for a protein of 815 amino acids. The record is from RefSeq and is a predicted model, not a curated record. The transcript is spliced from 3 exons. NCBI's taxonomy places the organism in Eukaryota, Metazoa, Cnidaria, Anthozoa, Actiniaria, Edwardsiidae.